Molecule: messenger RNA, 1350 nt
Organism: Triticum turgidum subsp. durum (durum wheat)
Lineage: Eukaryota; Viridiplantae; Streptophyta; Magnoliopsida; Poales; Poaceae
Source: the annotation of a GenBank genome assembly
AUGGGGCGGCGGUCCAGCGCGUCGCCGGUGGGGUCGGGGGAGCCGCUGCUGCCGGAGGUGCGGAAGUGCGUCAGCGGCGGCGCGACGAUGCAGCGGUCCCUGUCGCGGGCGGACGACGAGCUGCAGUGGUUCCGGUCGUGCCUGCGGUGGGUGUGCAUGGACCACUCCGCCCCGGGCCGCGCAGCGCUGUCCUGGCUGCUCUUCCUGCUCCUCGCCGUGGUCGUCCCGGCCACCGCGCACUUCCUCCUCACCUUCCGCCCCUCGCGCCGCCCCUUCGACGCCGUCGUCCAGGUCUCGCUCUCCGCCGCCUCAGGCGCCAGCUUCCUCUGCCUCUCCUCCUCCUUCCGCCGCAUCGGCCUCCGCCGCCUGCUCUACCUCGACAAGCUCCGCACCAACAGCGACCGCGUCAGGCUCAACUACACCGCCCGCCUCGCCUUCUCCUUCCGCCUCCUCGCCUCCCUCGUCGCGCCCUGCUUCGCCGCCGAGGCCGCAUACAAGGCCUGGUGGUACGCUACCUCAGCCGACCGCGUCCCCUUCUUCGCCAACGACGUCCUCAGCGACGUCCUCGCAUGCUCCCUCGAGAUGGCCUCCUGGAUGUACCGCAGCGCCAUCUACCUCCUCACCUGCGUCCUCUUCCGCCUCAUCUGCCACCUCCAGGGCCUCCGCCUCGAGGACUUCGCCGGCUCCCUGCUCGUCGAGGUGGAGGAAGGGAGGAUGGGGGUGGAGCGCGUCCUCAGGGAGCACCUCGACAUCCGCAAGCAGCUCAAGGUCAUCAGCCACCGUUUCCGUCGGUUCAUCGUCGCCGCGCUGCUCAUCGGCACCGCCAGCCAGUUCGCCUCCGUGCUCCUCACCACGCGCCACGACUCCAUCGACGACCUCCUCCACACCGGCGAGCUCGCGCUAUGUUCAGUGGUGCUCAUGUCCGGGCUCAUCAUAAUCCUGAGCAGCGCCGCCAAGAUCACUCACCAAGCGCAGGCCCUCACGGGCCAGACCACCAAGUGGCACGCCUGCUGCACAAUCGAGCCGGUCCCGGACGACGAGAUAAAUCCGGGAUCCAACCAGAACUCCAUGCUGGAAGAGUACCCCGAGGACGAGAGCGACUGCGAGUCCAGCGAGGAGACCGGUGAUGAGGACAUGCUGGAGAACACCAAGUUCCUCCAGCCUCACACGCACGUGAUCUCCUUCCAGAAGAGGCAGGCACUAGUGACGUACCUGGAGAACAACAAGGCCGGCAUCACCGUGUUCGGGUUCACGCUGGACCGGUCGUACCUCCACACCAUAUUCAUGCUCGAGUGGACGCUCUUCCUGUGGCUGCUGGGGAAAAAUAUUUUUUUGCUGUCGCCGGUUUGA